Messenger RNA from Aspergillus aculeatus ATCC 16872, 1131 nucleotides. RefSeq names its product metallophosphatase domain-containing protein. Gene Ontology annotation, molecular function: hydrolase activity. The transcript has a single exon. NCBI's taxonomy places the organism in Eukaryota, Fungi, Ascomycota, Eurotiomycetes, Eurotiales, Aspergillaceae. The coding region runs from base 52 to 1131 and encodes 359 amino acids. The record is from RefSeq and is a predicted model, not a curated record.
UCAAACUAUUCCUCGAAUCAUCAAGUACUAGAACUAUCCUUCACAGCCAACAUGGAACCUUCCAUCCCAUCCAGCAUCAAAACCCGCUUCCUCAUCCUCUCCGACACCCACGGCCACGAGCUCCCCGAAGAGUGCUACACCCAGCACCACGCCGACGUAGUGAUCCACUGCGGCGACCUGACCGACAGCUCCUACCUGACCGAAUUCCGCACCACGAUCCAGCUCCUCCAGAAGCUCCACGCGCCCCUCAAGCUGGUCAUCCCCGGCAACCACGACUUCACCCUGGACACCCCGACCUUCCAACAGAAAGUCAAAUCCAGCGGCCUCGACCACAGAGAAGACGACCGCCGCCUCGUGCGGCAAGUCUACGGGGACUACGGGGAAGUCCGCAGGAAGCUCUUCACCGACGACCUCCAGCAAACCAGCGGAAUCACCCUGCUCGACGAAGGCAUCCAUGUCUUCCGCCUGGCCAACGGCGCGCGGCUGACCGUCUACGCCAGCCCGUACACCCCCUCGCUCGGCGGCGACUGGGGCUUCCAAUACCACCCGGACACGAGCCACGAGUUCCAGCUCGACAGCAGCGGCAGCAGCAGCAGCAAUCAAAUCGAUGUGGUCAUCACCCACGGCCCGCCGCGCGGGAUCAUGGAUUACACUACUAGUGCUACGCAUGGGUGCGGACGCCGCGCCGGCUGCCCCGACCUGUUCAAGGCCAUCGCCCGCGCCCGACCCCGAAUGCAUUGCUUUGGACACAUCCACGAAGGGUGGGGGGCGAUGGUCGCGCACUGGCGGCCGCCGCCGCCAGAAACCCGCCCUCAUCCUCAAGAUCGAAGUCAGGAUGGUGUGACCACCACCCGAAACGAGCCAUCGCACUUCACGGCCAUCGACCACGGCCGAUCGACCAUCCUCAGUAAGCUUGCGCGGCUGGAUCAACAUCCAGGGAAGCAGACGGCCCCGGCGGUCAUGGAAACAAGCCACUGCACGGGGGACCCGAUCCCGUUAACCCACCCUGGGGGCGGGGAGCAGACGUUGUUCGUGAAUGCCGCCGUGCAAGGCUGCAGCGAGGACUUUCCCACGCACCCGUUAUGGCAAAUCGAUCUUGAGCUGCCGACGCCGCGUGCGGCUGCUAUUUGA